Molecule: messenger RNA, 2724 nt
Organism: Schistosoma spindalis
Lineage: Eukaryota; Metazoa; Platyhelminthes; Trematoda; Strigeidida; Schistosomatidae
Source: the annotation of a GenBank genome assembly
AUGACAUUAGCUAGCAGUGUCUGCAAUCUCACUAUUGAAAGUUCGUAUCUUGGUGAUCCAAUAAUCUCAAAAGAUGCACGAUGCUUCAAUAUUGUUUUUCUUCCAAUUGACACUAAUAAUGAACAAUCAGGAACAACACAGAGUGGAAUUGUUAAUGUAAGCAUUACUGGUGUUCAAGCCAAUGUAAAUAUAGAAUUGGUUUCUAAUAAUGCUUCAUUGGUUAAUGAAUCCAUGUUGUAUAACAUUCUAGUCAAUGGCUAUAAUCAACUGAACAAAACAUUGAAUAUAUUUGUUAUGGAUAUCGAGAUAUAUCCCUCAACAUUCCAAGUGAAAGCGGUGCUUUUCACCGAUAAUGAAAGCACACCUCACUACUGGUCAUCUGACUUGGCGGAUACAUCCACCACAGCUUACAUCAAUCUGGCAACAUCGUUUUGCAAUUUGCUUUUACAAGGUUUGAAACUUGGACGGCCAUCAUUCUCAGACAAUGCAAAGUGUGUCAAUGUUCUCUUCACACCAGUUGACUUGGUAAUCCGUCAGAAGCGACAGAUAAACACAAAUGGGAGCUCAGACCAAAAUACAACUCAAGGUGUUCAGGGAACAGCAAAUGUACAGAUUUCGUCUCCUGAAGCUGCAGUGUUGAACUCAACAUCAAUUACACAAAUCAUAAGUUCUGGUAUCAGUCAAUUAAACACAUCGUUUGGAGUGCGAUUAUCUAAUUUAGAAAUUAAUAAUACCUCUACAACAGUUCCACAAGUGAGCACAACUACUUCUUUUGACACUUCACCAAUAUCAUCAACUGGACAAAUCCAAACAUCCACUACUGAUCACACACCAGCAACAUUCACGAGCAUUCCAUCCACAAACACGUCAACACCAACAACACCCACUGAUAAUCAAACUUCACUGACAUCCACAUUUUCGAGUCAACCGACAGAAUCUGUGAGGACAACAUCAGUUCCAACUAACACCACAACAUCAAGUACUGUAGGCACAAAUACCUCUACAACAGUUCCACAAGUGAGCACAACUACUUCUUUUGACACUUCACCAAUAUCAUCAACUGGACAAAUCCAAACAUCCACUACUGAUCACACACCAGCAACAUUCACGAGCAUUCCAUCCACAAACACGUCAACACCAACAACACCCACUGAUAAUCAAACUUCACUGACAUCCACAUUUUCGAGUCAACCGACAGAAUCUGUGAGGACAACAUCAGUUCCAACUAACACCACAACAUCAAGUACUGUAGGCACAAAUACCUCUACAACAGUUCCACAAGUGAGCACAACUACUUCUUUUGAUACUUCACCAAUAUCAUCAACUGGACAAAUCCAAACAUCCACUACUGAUCACACACCAGCAACAUUCACGAGCAUUCCAUCCACAAACACGUCAACACCAACAACACCCACUGAUAAUCAAACUUCACUGACAUCCACAUUUUCGAGUCAACCGACAGAAUCUGUGAGGACAACAUCAGUUCCAACUAACACCACAACAUCAAGUACUGUAGGCACAAAUACCUCUACAACAGUUCCACAAGUGAGCACAACUACUUCUUUUGACACUUCACCAAUAUCAUCAACUGGACAAAUCCAAACAUCCACUACUGAUCACACACCAGCAACAUUCACGAGCAUUCCAUCCACAAACACGUCAACACCAACAACACCCACUGAUAAUCAAACUUCACUGACAUCCACAUUUUCGAGUCAACCGACAGAAUCUGUGAGGACAACAUCAGUUCCAACUAACACCACAACAUCAAGUACUGUAGGCACAAAUACAACAGGAACAGUUGAAGAAAGUAGUACACUUAGUGUCACUUCAUUAACAACAAGCACUUCUGUAAUGGAUCUUAAUGCAUCCACAACCAUAUCAAUAUUUACGACUAAAGCAUCUACUGAUAAACUAACUGAAAUAACAUCUACAUUUUCGAGUCAAUCAACACAAUCGAUCACUAAUUUAUUUACAAACGCUUCGACUUUGACUACCAUCGAAACGACAACCACUACGACAAUCUAUGUUAAUAGAGUAACUACAGCAUUUCAAGUCAAAGCAAUUAUAUACACUUUCACUACUGGCAAGUAUGUUCCAUGGUCAAAUGAUUAUGCUGAUAAAACAACGAGUGCCUAUAAAACCUUGUCUACAAACUACUGUUCCUUGUUAUUACAGAGUUUAUUAACACAAAAUACACAAAUAACUCGUGGUGCAACUUGUACAUUUAUUGGAUUCAUUCGAACUACCCUAAAUUCACCUUCUAAACGACAAAUUCAAAGCUCUAACAAUAUUACAACUGAUGCAGUUCAAGGAAAUGCACAAACUGAACUACAAACAUUAGCUGGUUCACAGUUAAAUCAAGCGCAAUUUUCACAAUUAUUACUUAGUGGUUAUCAAAAGCUUAAUUUAUCAAGUGGAAAUUAUCUAACCGGCAUUGAUACAACACGAAUUUCACUAACUAUUACAUGUUCACAAACUCAAUCGAUUUGUGGUGAACAUGCAUCAUGUCGUAAUACUGACAACGGUGUUACAUGUACAUGUGAUCCAAUGUGGAAAGAUUUAAAUCCAGAUGAUCCAGGAAAAAAUUGUACAUUACAUCCUGGAACAAUUGCAUUAAUUGUAUUCGCUGCUAUUCUAUUAACUAUUGCUAUUGCUGCAUUAAUCUAUUUUCUCAUUCGAACUGAAUCAAUUAAACAAUUACGAUUAAAACAAAUGACAUAA